UUGGGUAUAACACUUGUCAAUAGUUUUUGCCGAAAUCAAAUGAAAACUCUUUUCCACUUACCUUUAUACAAAGAUUAGUGUUUGGAUUUUCCUGUUAAAUCGAGUCAAAAGAAGCCUCAGUCUUAGCUUAAUUAUAAGUCCCGGUUCCAUUAUGGACGGCAAGUCUUUGAUUGUGAACAAAACCUUGCCUUUCGAUGCGUCAUUGCUAACGGUUAACAUAUCGCUGCGUCAGGUGGAGGAGAUAGCAUCGAGCUUAUCCCAGCGUUGUGUCGUCUCUGGUGUAAAUGAAAUCGCCUGGGCCCUGAGAGCGCUCAUGCUGACAGACUUGACUACGCUGUCGGGAGAUGACACCCGAGCGAACGUGCGUCGACUAUGUGUGCGCGCUUGCUAUCCCUUUGAACCGCAGUUCUUCGACAAAUACUUUGAGCGCACGCUCCUGCUGGACAUUCACUGUGCUGCUGUUUGUGUGUAUCCGGCGCGUGUUAAGGACGCCUAUACAACAAUUCAGCAGUUUAACCAAUUGGAUAGCGUGGCUAUUGCUGCUGUGGCAACUGGAUUUCCCACAGGCCAAUAUGGUCUGCAGACGCGCUUGCAGGAAAUAAGUCACGCCAUCCUGGCGGGCGCCACAGAGAUUGACGUUGUUAUCAACCGGCAGCUGGCGCUUUUAGGCGACUGGGAGGCGCUCUACAACGAGGUGGUGCUCAUGCGCAGUGCCUGCGGUGACCACGCAAUUCUCAAGACCAUUUUGGCUAUUGGUGAGCUGGGUACUAUGGAAAAUGUCUACAAAGCCUCCAUGGUAUGCAUGAUGGCGGGCGCAGACUUUCUAAAGACCUCCACAGGCAAGGAGGUUGUGAAUGCGACCCUGCCAGUCGGCUUGGUUAUGAUAUUUGCCAUACAAGAGUUCAAGCGACGCACUUGCCAAAAAGUUGGCCUGAAGGCAGCGGGUGGGGUACGCACAGUGCGAGACGCGGUCUCUUGGAUGACGCUCGUUAACGAGACGCUGGGAAGUCGUUGGUUGACACCGCAUCGCUUUCGUUUUGGCGCUUCCGGGCUGCUGGAUGACAUUGAAAAAGUUGUGCGCGACGGUGUUGCCAUAUUGGAACGCGAGGCUGCUGAGGCCAAUCAGACUAAUCCGCAGGCAUCAGAGGAAGGUAGUGUAGAUGCUACUUGCAAGGAGCUGCGCAAAAAGCAGCAAUCGGAAAAUUAAUUGUGCGUUCUCAUCACACAAAACAAUGCAAAAUGUAUUUCAUUUUAUUAAAUUUUCGCCAGGAAUAAAUGUGAUCAGGAAGAAGUGUG
Messenger RNA from Drosophila novamexicana, 1296 nucleotides. RefSeq names its product deoxyribose-phosphate aldolase-like. Bases 152 to 1207 code for a protein of 351 amino acids. Gene Ontology annotation, biological process: deoxyribonucleotide catabolic process; carbohydrate catabolic process. The transcript is spliced from 3 exons. The record is from RefSeq and is a predicted model, not a curated record. NCBI's taxonomy places the organism in Eukaryota, Metazoa, Arthropoda, Insecta, Diptera, Drosophilidae. Gene Ontology annotation, molecular function: deoxyribose-phosphate aldolase activity. Gene Ontology annotation, cellular component: cytoplasm.